Molecule: messenger RNA, 1725 nt
Organism: Penicillium canariense
Lineage: Eukaryota; Fungi; Ascomycota; Eurotiomycetes; Eurotiales; Aspergillaceae
Product: D-arabinono-1,4-lactone oxidase
Exons: 1
Coding region: 1-1725 (574 amino acids)
Cellular component (GO): membrane; mitochondrion
Molecular function (GO): FAD binding; D-arabinono-1,4-lactone oxidase activity
Source: RefSeq, a predicted model, not a curated record
AUGGACCCUACCAUCUCCCGCGAGCUGUCGAGGCUCGACCCCGCGGUCCCGUUCCGCGCAACCGCCGAUCACCUGCAUCACACCUGGGCCAGGACCUUCUUCUCCCGGCCAGAGCUCUACGUUCGCCCCCAAUCCAUCGCGGAAAUCCAGCUGCUGGUGACGCUCGCCCGCCGGUGUCGCCGCCGCCUCGUGACUGUUGGGAGCGGCCAUUCUCCCUCCGAUUUGACGUGCACCUCGUCCUGGCUCGUCAACCUCGAUGACUUCAAUCACCUUCUGCAUAUCGAUCCCGAGUCUCGAUCGGUCACCGUCGAGGCAGGCAUUCGAUUGAGUGAACUAGGCACAAAGCUGGAGGAACAAGGGCUGACCCUGGCGAAUCUGGGUAGCAUUGACAGUCAGUCCAUCGCAGGGGUCAUCGCGACGGGCACCCACGGCAGCUCCAUGCGACAUGGCCUGCUCUCGGAGUGUAUUGAGGCCCUGAGUCUGGUGCUGGCGAACGGCCAGCUGGUGCGCUGCAGUGCCUCCAACAAUCCGGACCUCUUUCGGGCGGCGCUGGUCUCCUUGGGUGCGCUCGGAAUUGUCGUCGAAGUAACCUUUAAAGCGAGACCCGCUUUCAACAUCGCCUGGCGCCAGGAGAGAUAUUCCCUGUCCCGGGUACUGAGCGAGUGGUCGACGGGGCUGUGGACCUCGCAUGAAUUUGUCCGUGUGUGGUGGCUGCCUUACGAGAAGGGCGCGAUUGUCUGGCGCGCCGACCAAACCGACCAACCCCUCCACGCACCCCCCAGCAACUUUUACGGCGAGGGAGUUGGAUACCACAUCUAUCACAACCUGCUUGCGCUGUCCUCCUACUUCCCGCGGAUCCUGCCGUGGGUCGAGUGGUUCGUGUUUGGCAUGCAAUAUGGGUUCCGUCCAGGCGCAACUGUUACUGAGGCGGUCGAGCCCUCACGCGCCGGUCUGCUGAUGAACUGCCUAUACUCCCAAUUCGUCAACGAGUGGGCGCUGCCCCUCAAUAAGGGCCCCGAGGCCAUUCUCCGGCUCUCCGCGUGGCUGCACGGGGACCUGAAGACGGCCGGGAUUCCCUUUUCCCCCAAGGGUCUGUGGGUGCAUUGCCCAAUCGAGGUGCGCGUGUCCGACUCAAGCAAGAAUGCCAAUCCACGACCCUUCUUGGACCCAACGUGUCGCGACGGGCCCACCCUCUACCUAAAUGCGACUCUGUACCGCCCGUAUCUCCGCGAUCCGCCCUGUCGCCAGCGGUACUAUGAGGCCUUCGAAUGGCUCAUGCGGGACAUGGGCGCUCGGCCGCACUGGGCGAAAAACUUCAAUACCCUUGAUGCCACGGAGCUGCACCGGCUAUACAAGGACGAUAUGGACGGGUGGCUGCGAGUGCGGCAAGAGGUUGACCCCGAGGGCAUGUUCCUGGGCGAAUGGCAUUGUCGCAACUUGCCCCUGGUCGCACCGGCUGACCACAACGAUUGGCUGCCUCUCGCGGAGCGGGAAAGUCAACGUCGCAAGCUGGACAUCAGCGGCGCUGGCGAUGGCCUCGAGUGGAUUGGCGAUCGCCGGUGGCAGAGCGAGAGUGCCUCGGGGCCGUUCUUCGCUAACGGGCAGCGCACGUCUGAACUGCCGUCCGACCCCUCCGCGCCUAGUCCGCCAAUGACGGCAACGAGCGAGGAGAGUUUUGAUUUGCUUGCGAAGGGUGAAGCCAGCAUCUUGCUCCAAGGCGCAUGA